AUGGAGAUGGAUCCCGCUUCGAACGCUGCUCCUGCGGUAGCACCUGCUGUUGCUUCCACGAGCGCUAACCCGGCUGUUCCUGAGCAGUUCAACAUUCCUGAGCGCUUUAAAGGCUGGACUACUGUGGCGGUCAAGGGUUUUCGGGCGGAUUUCAAAUCACUCUUGAAGGCGAAGUCCAAGCUUCAGAAGAUGAAGACGCUUGAUGAACAGGGUGUGCUUCUUCACAGUAUUCGCACCAAAGCAGUUGAGUUCCAGACGAAAUACCCUUCUGUUCGGGAAAAGUCUGCAGCUUCGGUUGCUGCUGUUCAUCUGGAGAAUCAAAAGCGUAUCCAGAAGGACUUCAUCGCUUCGAAGGAGAUGGAGGUCGAGGAGAUUUUGGCGGCUUCUAACCUGCACGUGACGACUCUGGCGACAAAGCUUGAGGACUACCUGAAAAGUCUCUCGGAGAACCCUGACCUGGUGGUAUCUGAUGCUACCAGGGAGAAGUACAGGAAGAUUAAGGGGGCUUGCAUCGAGAAGGCGCAGUCCGACAUAGCCAUUGCCAGGGAUGAGAUCAUCAUCCAGGAGUUGGAACGGCAGAAAAAACGUGAAGCUGAAGAUUUGAAGAAAGCUGCAGCGGCUGAGGAGAUCGACAGAAUGGAGCUGGAUCUGACGGUCGACGCAAUCGUUCAGAAGCACGUAAAGAAGGUCGAAGAUCGGCUUCGCAAGGAGUUCGCGGCGAAGCUGGACAAAGAGCUAUCUGCGAAGCUUCAGAAGAUUACGUUGGAAAAGAAGGGCCAAGCAGCACCGAAGCAGGCCCGGGUUCCAAAAAACGGAGGCGGCGGCCCCGCAAAAGGGCCGCCAAAGAAGAAGUAA
Molecule: messenger RNA, 855 nt
Organism: Closterium sp. Naga37s-1
Lineage: Eukaryota; Viridiplantae; Streptophyta; Zygnematophyceae; Desmidiales; Closteriaceae
Source: the annotation of a GenBank genome assembly